CUAAUCCUUAAUUACAAAAUAUAUAUUCAUUGCUUUUCAGACAAAUCUAAGAAACCAUCAAAAACAAAUCUGUCCUUUUUUUUUAGUUCUUGUAAUAAUUUUCUUUGUUAAACCCUUUUCGGCGGAAUAAAAAUGGCGUCAUCUAGCAGCAUAUACCGGAGCUCUAGCUCUUCCGACGGCGGAAACCCAUCUGGCUCCGUCGUCGCCGUCGACGACCGAAAGCGUAAGAGAAUGCUAUCGAACCGUGAAUCUGCACGUAGAUCAAGGAUGCGUAAACAGAAACACGUCGACGAUCUAACGGCUCAGAUCAAUCAGCUUUCGAACGACAACCGUCAGAUCUUGACGAGUCUCACCGUCACUACUCAGCUUUACACGAAGAUCCAAGCGGAGAACUCCAUCUUGACCGCUCAGAUGACGGAGCUGAGCACCAGACUCGAGUCGUUGAACGAGAUCGUCGAUCUCGUGACGACCACCAACGGUGGUGUCGAUCAGAUCGACGGCUGUGGAUUCGAUGAUCGUACGGUUGGGAUUAAUUGCGACGGUUAUUACGAUGAUAUGAUGAGCGGCGUUAAUCCUUGGGGUGGUUCGGUUUACUCUAACCAACCCAUCAUGGCUAAUGAUAUGAUGAAUAUGUAUUAAAUUAAAAUUAAUUAUAAAAGCUAGUACUAUUGCCCCCUUUUUGUUUCAUUUUUUAAGUUUAGCUUUUGUGUUUGGGUUGUUGUGGAGAUGUAAUUAUCGUAUGCAUCUUGAUUGGUUGGAAGGAUAAAUAAACUUAUAUAUUGGGGGCAUA
This is a messenger RNA of Brassica oleracea var. oleracea, 790 nucleotides long. Its product is annotated as ocs element-binding factor 1-like. Gene Ontology annotation, cellular component: nucleus. The transcript has a single exon. The record is from RefSeq and is a predicted model, not a curated record. Gene Ontology annotation, molecular function: transcription cis-regulatory region binding; DNA-binding transcription factor activity. Gene Ontology annotation, biological process: positive regulation of DNA-templated transcription. Lineage: Eukaryota; Viridiplantae; Streptophyta; Magnoliopsida; Brassicales; Brassicaceae. The coding region runs from base 133 to 639 and encodes 168 amino acids.